This is a messenger RNA of Egretta garzetta (little egret), 1741 nucleotides long. It is a transcript of the gene SEH1L, whose product is annotated as SEH1 like nucleoporin. The transcript is spliced from 9 exons. The record is from RefSeq and is a predicted model, not a curated record. NCBI's taxonomy places the organism in Eukaryota, Metazoa, Chordata, Aves, Pelecaniformes, Ardeidae. The coding region runs from base 1 to 1200 and encodes 399 amino acids. Gene Ontology annotation, molecular function: protein binding; structural molecule activity. Gene Ontology annotation, cellular component: Seh1-associated complex; nuclear pore outer ring. Gene Ontology annotation, biological process: cellular response to amino acid starvation; positive regulation of TORC1 signaling.
AUGAUAACCACAACCAAGGUUGUAUUGGAGAUCCAGAAUGGCAAAAGUGAGGUCUGGGACAAAAGUGAAAAUGGGGAUUGGCAUUGCACUGCCAGCUGGAAGACACAUAGUGGAUCUGUGUGGCGUGUGACGUGGGCCCAUCCUGAAUUUGGGCAGGUCCUGGCUUCCUGCUCUUUUGACAGAACAGCAGCUGUAUGGGAAGAAAUAGUGGGAGAAUCCAAUGAUAAACUUCGAGGCCAGAGUCACUGGGUAAAGAGGACCACUCUAGUAGACAGUAGGACAUCUGUUACAGAUGUGAAGUUUGCUCCCAAGCAUAUGGGUCUUAUGUUAGCAACCUGUUCAGCAGAUGGAGUCGUAAGGAUUUAUGAGGCUCCAGAUGUGAUGAAUCUCAGUCAGUGGUCACUGCAGCACGAAAUCUCAUGUAAGCUAAGCUGCAGUUGUAUUUCCUGGAAUCCUUCAAGCUCUCGAGCACAUUCUCCAAUGAUAGCUGUAGGAAGUGAUGACAACAGUCCAAAUAUAUUGGCUAAGGUUCAAAUUUAUGAGUAUAACGAAAAUACCAGGAAAUAUGCAAAAACAGAAGCUCUGAUGACAGUCACAGAUCCUGUACAUGAUAUAGCAUUUGCUCCAAAUCUGGGAAGAUCCUUCCACAUCUUAGCUGUAGCGACCAAAGAUGUACGAAUUUUCACACUAAAACCUCUCAGGAAAGAAUUGACUUCAUCUGGAGGAUUAACAAAAUUUGAAAUUCAUAUUGUGGCACAGUUUGAUAACCACAACUCCCAGGUGUGGCGAGUGAGCUGGAAUAUUACAGGCACAGUGCUUGCCUCCUCUGGUGAUGAUGGAUGCGUUAGGCUCUGGAAGGCUAAUUACAUGGACAACUGGAAGUGUACUGGUAUACUGAAAGGUAAUGGGAGCCCAGUGAAUGGUAGUUCUCAGCAGGGAAUUUUUAAUGCCUCUCUAGGUUCAGCCAAUACAAGUCUACAGAAUUCACUAAAUGGAUCAUCUGCUAGCAGGUAUUUCUUUCCCCCUCUGGAUUCCCCACGGGCUGGAUCGAGAUGGUCCAGUCAUGCCCAGCUCCUUCCUCCUCCUCCUCUGGUAGAGCACUCUUGCGAUGCUGACACUGCCAACAUCCAGUAUCCUCACCCUCGCAGACGAUGUGUAUCUCGGCCUCUUAAUCUAUUACCUGAGAAUGAAGGGGUUUAACGUGUUACUUUAAUAAACUCUGAAGGGCCUUAUUCUGGUGCUUGUGAAUGCUUCCAUUUCUGGCUGCCUUUGUAUUUCUUCUCUCGUACAGAAGAUCUUAAAAGAUUUGGGGACUUCAUGCAUGUUUUGCAAAACAAACAACAACAUUUGGAACUUUAUUUAUGUUUGUGUAUCAAAGCAACAUUUUAAUCUGUACCUUUUGAACUAUGGCAACACAAACAAACAGUAUUAACCAUGAGCUAUUUACAGAGUAGCUGACUUCAAUGUGCCUGUCUUUUUUUUUUUUUUUUUCUUUCUUUUAUUUUUGGAAUCAAUUUAGUGUGGUCUUGAAUUUUUUUGUUUUUGUAUAUUGCACUGACAAACGUGAAAUGCAUUCUCAAAAUUAAACACCCUUUUGAGAAGUUAUUGGCUAACUAAAGGACGGUAUUGGAUCAACUCGUAAAAGAAACAAAACCAUUCCUGUGUAUACUGCAGCAAAAUAGUUUGGAGUGUUUGGUUACUUAAGAAUUUUCCCUCUUGCUGUAUAAAUAUUUGAAUUUUA